Messenger RNA from Lactuca saligna, 2451 nucleotides. The record is from the annotation of a GenBank genome assembly. NCBI's taxonomy places the organism in Eukaryota, Viridiplantae, Streptophyta, Magnoliopsida, Asterales, Asteraceae.
AUGAGGAGUACACGAUCCAGUUCAUUUAAGUCAAAUUUCAAGAACACAGUAGAAACGGCGUUGAAUCUUGAAGACGACAAUGAAGAUUUCGUUGCUGAGCCUGAAGAACAAAUUCAUGAAGAAGAACAUGUGAACCGAGAAAGAAGGUCAAAGAAAAAACUUGAUAAAUCAGUUGAACAAAGGACAACUCCUAAACCUUUAAAUGCACUACUUUUGGAAGGAGAGAUAAGGUCGAAGAGGCAAUUUGAUAGAGUUCCAAUCGUAAAACAUUUAAAAAAUAAGGCAAUUGUUGAAUCUGUCAAAGAGGAAAAAGAAGAUAAUGUUAGAAAAACAAAUAAGGAAUACCCACCUGGUUUAAGAUACCUUCCAACCAGAAUGAAAUGUGAUAACAUCACUGCAACUGUUAUGGGAAUGUCGCCGGAACAGAAACAAGCAAUCUUGAGAAUGGGUUUUGGAUCAAUUCUGCAAGUGAAUAUUACAAGUUAUCCGGGACAACUAAGCUACUAUCUUUUAGAUGUUUAUGAUGCAGAUAGUAAAAGACUUGUCCUACAAAACUCUGUUAUUGAGAUAACAGAACAAACAAUGCAUGAUAUGAUGGGGUUGCCAUUUGGUGGAGAAGACAUCAAUGAGUUACCAUUGUGUGAUAAGGGAAAUGAAAUUCUAGAAGAAUGGAGGGGAGAAUAUAGUGGUGAUAAGUUCAAUGGUGAGGAGUAUUUAAGAAGGAUUCAGUCUACAACAAAGGAUAAUUUGAUGUUUAGGUUGAAUUUUUUGACCCUAUUUGUUAACAACUUCAUAGAGUCAAUGUUGAUGGGAACAAAUCAAAUAAAAGUGGUGUUGGUAGAAGACUUUUCAAAGUUAAAUUGGUGUAAAUAUAUGCUUGAUUGUUUGGGAUCUAGAAAAAAACUAUGGAAAAGGGAUGACAAAUCAAGCUACUACAGUGGUCCUAUUACACUUCUGAUUUUUGGGAGGGUUCGGGGGCAGUUUGGAGAUGGGCAUGAUGAUGUCGAUAUGGGCGAUGAAACAGGAGCUGAAGAACAGCAAAUGCUAAGCUUUAAGAGGGAUUUUAGAGAUGAGGAGGCGUAUGCUGCUGUUAUAGAGCAUAGUUAUGGGGUAAUUCUAAUAGAGAAAAGUACUAUGGAGGUUGAGUUGAAGGAUGGUUUGGAUAAAUUCCCUCAUAGUGUGGUGCUAAAUGAGUGGAUGGAGAAAAUGAAUGAACUUUUCAAAGGAGUGUUUGAAGGGUCAGGUAACAAAAAAGUGCAUGAGCCUGCCUGCUUUAAUGAGGUAAAUAUGAAUGAUAUAGGUGAUGGCGGUGAAGGAAAUAGUUCACCUGUUGGAGGAUUGAUACUUACUAAAGUUAAUACAGAAAAAGAAGUCAAUUAUACCACACCUGUUGAUACAACUACUUUAACAAUGACUCAGUUUCAUCGACUUCCAGGGGUGAAUGAGGAAAUGAUUAAGUUUUUGGAUGAAACUGAGUUACAGGUGUAUAGAAAGAAAAAGCGAAUGUCAGUAAUCAGUGGGGAUAAUUUGGUAGGAAGAAAUAUAGGAGAAGCUGUUGAUAAUGCUGCAGGAUAUGAUGAUAAUGACAAAAGGGAAAAACGUAUUCCUAAAAAGGCAAAAGUCUUUCAUUCGCCCUAUAUUGAAAGAAUUGUUAAGGUUGGGGAAAAACUAACUAAGGAUGAAACAUGGAUAUGCAAUUCAGUUUUUGCAUUUGAAAGAGAUGAUGGGUCAUUUGCUGCACCAGGGUUUUGCAUAUCAAUUCAAUCAUGGAAUGUUUUUACAACUAUUGUGACAGAAGAUAUAUUGAAUGAGCUAAAGUCGGAAGAUAUGAAAUGUAGGCUUUUUGCUACUUUAUUGCGAACCUACACUAAGAAAUGUGAUGUGAAGCCAAGUUUUAGAGAUGUUGCACUUGUUUUCUUCCCAAUAGUUGAUGAUGGAAAGUAUUACUUACUCAUCUUUGAUCUGAGAUCAAGUUUGUACUACAUAGUAGAUCAUGUGAAGAGAACAGGAACUUUGGAAAGAAAGUAUGGCAUGAUACCAAACCUGGUGAAAAAACUGUUUUGCAACUACUUGACAUCACAACAUCAUCCAAUGGCAAAAGCGUUAACUUUUAAAGCGGGACGUGUGAUGAACAUAUAUUGGCUAGUCGAAAAAGCUGGAACAAAAUGUGGAAUAUACCUCAUGAGGCAUAUGGUUACUUACAUGGGGGAAAAUGAAGGGCAUUGGGAGUGUGGUCUUACAGGUAAAAUGCCUGCUGAUGUAAGUGCUACAAUUAAGUUAAGGAUGAAAUACAUGGCAAGAUUGUUGACAUCUGAUUUCAAUAAGUUCAAUACUAUGACAGUUAAAGAUUUUGAAGCGUUUCAUAAGCUUGAUAUUUUGGAACAAGAUAUGCUUCUAAGAGAGUCAGCUGAAAACAGGAAGAAAAAAAGAAAAACAAAGGGUCGUAGGUAA